Penaeus indicus is the source of this 6260-nucleotide messenger RNA. RefSeq names its product thioredoxin domain-containing protein 11-like. The record is from RefSeq and is a predicted model, not a curated record. The transcript has 14 exons. Bases 18 to 3086 code for a protein of 1022 amino acids. NCBI's taxonomy places the organism in Eukaryota, Metazoa, Arthropoda, Malacostraca, Decapoda, Penaeidae.
UGGACGGACGCAGUGCCAUGGCUCUGUCGCUCGGGGGUGCCAGUAGUUGGAGUGCUGGGAGCGAAGUGACGUCACGAAACGAAGAUAACGAACCGGUCCAAGAAGAUGAUUCUGGGAUGUCCGGGGUAGAGGAGGCUGAGGAGGAGGAGGAAGCGGGGAAGGAAGAGGAAGAAGAAGAGGGAGGAGGAGGAGGCGAGGUUGAGGACGAGGAAGAGGAGGAAGGAAGAGAGGAAGGAGGAGGAGGAGGAGGAGGAGGAGGAGGAGGAGGCGACGAGGAAGAGGAAGAGAGAGAAGGAGGAGGAAGAAGCGGACGUCUUUGGCCGCUGGUGGCCCUGUCGCGCGCCUCGAAGGGCGUGCUCGGAGCCCGAGUCAUGCUGGCCUGCAAGCUGUCCUGCGUCCUGCUCGUGGCCUUCGCGGCGGUGCAGAGCAGCAGAGGUCCAUUGGUCCAGACAACCCCUGCCGCCCAGCCCUUCUUCCCGAGACACUCCCUGGUCUCGGACUUCCACACGGGGGAUAUUGUGGCCCUGACCGAGCGCCUGCUGGCCACCGACAUCUCCUUGGUGGUGUACUAUGCCCCUUGGGACAGGGAAUCCCAGGCGGUCCGGUGGGAGAUUGAGAAAGUGGCCAGAUACCAUCAUGAACAGGUUUACUUCGCGGCGAUCAACUGCUGGCACCCAAACUCAGAGUGCCGCGCACGCUACAAGAUCCGCACAUUCCCAGCCAUUGUGCUGCAUGUCCGCUCCUCCUCGGGCCAAGAGACCAAGGCCAUGGCCUAUGGGGGUCCACAUAAUGCUGGCCACAUUGUGCGCUUCCUAUCACGUGCUCUGCGACCCUUGACCCAUGUGUCUAGCCAUGCUGACCUGGCCAGGCUGCAGAUGGAGUUUAGUGCGACCGUCCUAGGCUACUACGACUUCACGUCCUCUGUGCAUCUCCCUAAGGGCUUCAUGUCAUUCUACUUGGCCUCGCUCCGUGCCUUACAACACGACAACACCAACACCAUAGCCUGGGGCGUGGUCACUAAUCCCCAGACGGCCCGAGCGCUCUCCUUCAACGGCACCAAGUCCGUUCAUCUGGUGCUCUGGAACACCACGCUGUCAUUCACAGGCGCUGCGAAUGCUGACAGCGAGGGCAUCAGCAACUGGGUGCUGAAGAGACUGGAUGAGACGGCAGCAUGGGUAGACCUUCCGGGCACCAAGAGUCUGGCCCUGGACCGGCUGCUGCAGAAGGGGCCUGCGCUAAUUCUCUUCACCCCAGAUAACCCCUAUCACACAGCCAACGAUCCCUUUAAUUUGCUCCGCGAAGUCUCACUAGACUACAAUAAUUGCAAUCGAUCAACACGAGUCAACAAUUUGGCUAACUACCUUGGUUCAGUGCGAUCCAGAGGGCGAAGGCAACUGCGACAGGCUGAGCGGGUCUGCAAAAACUACCUCCAAGAACAGCUGCGCAUCUUGCAUCUUUCCCGAGAGCAACUAAAUCUAGAAGACGAGACAUGUUGCCGCACCAUGCCAGGAGAGCGCACUGUGUCCCCUGGGGGAAGCCACCACGACAAGGUGUGCGAUGUGUGUGUCCACCCGGCCAGCAAACCUACCAGCCCUGAGCACAUGCACUGCACCAAGCCAACUUCAUGGGAGCAAGAGUCCAGUCUCCUCCAGCACGUGAACACGCUCAUGUCCGUGUUCAGUGACUCCUGCCGGGAGCUGGUCCUGCAGUACAGCCCCUGGGAACACUACUCGGUGUGCUGCCAGCGGAACAGCACUCCUGCCAAGACCAAAACCUCGCCCAAAACCCCCGUUGCCGAGGAGAAGAAAGUGGCAGAUGAUGUGGUUAUGGAGGGCCACACCGAUGACCGAAUAGAGAAACUGGUUGCCUUUGCCGCAGAAGACCAGUGCAAGCGACUGUUCCAUGGGUCCCUCCUGGCUCCCCCCUCCUUGCUCAAGGAGCAGCAUGAUGCCCCAGACAUAACAGGCCUGGGCUGCCAGAGGAACCAUACCCUUUCCUUUGCUGCUGUGGACUCGCUGCGUCACCGCCGGCUGGCUGAGCGACUGGGCAUCAACCUGACUUCGCCAGAACCACACAACACGGCCGUAGUCAUCCUAGACACCCAGCGGGAGGCCCACUUCGUCAUGGACGCUCCGCUCUCCAAAGCUGCGCUGGCCGCCUUUGUGCUCAACUAUACCAGUGGUAGUUUGGACAGGACCAUGCUGUCUGGGGGCUCGGUGAGAGGGUCAAGGUGUGAGGAGGGCCAGGUGUGCAUUCGGGAGCUGACGUCUAGGGACUACGCAGAGGUCACGCAGGAGCCAGGAAAGAUGGUGGUGGUGCUCCACUACAGUGGGAAUUGUGCUGCUUGUACCACAGUUGGCCAUGUUUUAAUGGCUGUGGCGCAGGCGGCCAGACACCUGCCCAACAUCACCUUUGCCAGGAUUAAUGUUGCCACCAACACGCUUCCCUGGAACCUGCACUUUGAUGCGCUCCCAACCAUCAUUGUUCAUCCGCAUGUCCACAAAAGUGAGAGCAGAAUUUUCGACCUGAGUCAGCAGCUGACCCCGGCAAACCUGAUGUCAUUCCUAGUGAGCAGCCUUGGCCCUGCUCACCGCCUGGCCCUGGCACUCUCUGUUUGCCAAGACCAGUGCCAGGAGCAGGUCUUGCGUGCAGCCAGGCUGGCCACCACGCAGCUCCACCACUCCCUCACGGCCAACACCACUCGGCUCCUGCAGGUGUUGGAGAGGAUCACAAGCCUCACCAAAGGGGCAGUAGGGUCCAGGGGGAAGGAGUCUCUUCAUGAGGAUGCCCAUUACCGCGUAUUGACGCAGGCCAAAAAACUCAUCGUCAGGGACAUCAAGCGGCAGAGAAUGAAGCUCACAUACCUCAGAGAAAUUCAGAGACUGUUCUCGGUGGGAUCAGAGGAGGGGAAAGAGGUGGAGGAUGAGAGGGAGCUUCUGCUACCAGGGGAGGGAGACCCAAGGCAUCAGGGGGAGCUGUUGAGGACUCUGAACUCCCUCAUGAGGAAGGGCUCCCCCGCGCCGAAAGACGUAGCCAGCCUCUCUGGCGAAGAGCCCUCUCACAAGCCCACCCAUGAUGAACUCUAGCCCCACGAGUGGCCUGGGGGGUGUUUGUCCAUGGGGGGAAGCCACCUGUUUUACGUCUGCUGUGAUAUACACAUUACUAUAAUAGAUAAUGGACAUAGACAUGCAUACAUAUAUAUAUAAAUAUAUAUUUGUAUAAAGAGAUUGAUAGAAAUAAUUUGAUAUGUAAAUAUUGCUCUUACCACAAUUCUGUCUGUCCUUAUAGUUAAUUAUGAAGUGUGCUUUGGUUUUUGUCUUAAGAAUCAUUUAUUUUUUUGUGCUUCAUCUUUUUUAUUGGCCCUAAAACACUUGAAAAGAAUAAAAAAAAAUUACUUAAAAAGAUGAAAAAAAAAGGUUAUAUUUAACAAAUGGUGUCUGUGAUGGGGUCUUUUCCCAACUUGUUUUGGAAUGCAACAUUGAUAUUUUCAAAAAAAGAAAAAGGAAAAUUGGCUGAGACAAAUCAUUUCCCACUUCUGAAAAAAUACUGCACUUCACAUGUGUCUUGGCAUUUGUUCUAAAUUUGGAGUUUCCUUAGUGUUUGAGAUUGUGGUGUGAUGACGUGCAGAUAAAGUGAUGUUGUGAGUGAAUGAAUUGACAUCUUUAUUUAGUAAAAGAGUUAAACAUGUUAAGGAAUUAAUGAAUAGCCUGAUUUAUAUUGCAGUUUACAAUGAAAAAAUAUUUCUAACGGGAUAUAUUGUUCCCUCUCUUCUGCCUAUUAUAUUUUUUAUCUUAUGUUUACAAGAUUAUGACAAAAUGUUUUGCUUAUAGUUGUAAAUCAUAUAGUUCUACUAUUUUCAUCUAAUAGUUUUGGUGGGGUGUUGGGAAAAAGGGGAAAAAAGAAUCCUUGUUGUAGGAUAAUAAAUCUUCAGCGUCAUUUAAGGUACAUGAGAAUGCAAAUGUUUAAUUGUAGUUUUGGCAAAACUUGACAUUACAUGCAUUACAAGUGUAGCUUAGAUUUCAUCAAUUUUUUCUUUUUCUUUUGGUAUUUGUGUUUCUUCUUCAGGUUUUGGCUUGCUCAAAUAUCUUUUCUCAUAUUUACACAGACAAUGAAGGGGAACAGAGAGAGAGAGAAAGAGAGAAAGCUUGAAUAUGUUGUUUGUGUUUGUUUGAUUAUCAGGUUUUUCUUGGUACUUUUUGCAUUAGAAAGAAGAAAAAGAAAAAAAUGCACCUGGAACAUUAAGACGUACUUAAUUGAAAUGAGCAUUAAUUUGAUUCAGAGAAAUGGAAAUUAGAUAACAUUUUUGAGAGUUUUGAUUACUAAUGUAAAUUUUCUUAUUUGCCUUUGAUAUAGAAUUUCAUUGACUUUAAAAGAAGAAAAAAAUCCAUUAAUGCAAUGAUAACUUUUAAAAACCUUCUGUUUUGCAUUUUUUGUCAUCAGCAUUAUAGAUGAAAUUAAUCCUGCCUCUUUGGUCUUGCUUUACAAAAAAAAAAAAAUAAAAGAUGUUGGAAAUUGCUCAAAGUAUUUUGGAAACGGCUCUCCACCAUUCCAUCUUGUGAACGGUUCUGGAGGCAUGUACCUUGGGGUUGUGUUUUAUUGUUAGUGCUUAUAAGGUGGAAUGUAUAGUCAUAUCUUUUUUUUUUUUUUUCUUAUUCGCAUAUCUGUGUAUAUAAUUUGUGUUGUUUGUUUGUAUUUCCUUUUAUUGUUGUCCCUGUUGUAAAUGUGUGUUUUUUUUUUUCUUUUCUUUUCUUUCUCUUUUCUCUCUCUUUCAUUCUCUUCUAAUCUGUCUUUCCUUUCCUGUUUAACAUUAUGAUAAAAAAAAAAAAGAAGAUAAUAAAUUUUUCUACGAUUUUGUGCUAUCAUGAGCCUGAAUUCUACGUCAUUUUACGUAGCCGUUGGUUUGCAUUUUGACCUUGACUCCCUCGCAAAAAGUCUAACGCUGCACGGAAUUCCUUUUCAGUAAGUCAGGUGCAGCAGAUUUUUAUUUUUUUAUUUUUUUAUUUAUUUAUGUAUUUUUUUUUUUCCCCCCCCAAAAAAAAAUUUGUUCAGAAUGGAUACAUUUUUGAGAAUGGGUGGAUCUCUAAGAAUAUUAUUAUUAUUAUUAUUAUCAUCAUUAGUAGUAGGAUGAUAAUUGAUAUUAUUAUUAUUAUUAUUAUUAUUAUCAUCAUCAUUAUCAUUAUUACUCCUCUCAUCAUUAUUAUUACGAUCAUCAUCAUUGUACUUGUUAUUAUUAUUAUAAUAAUUAUUAUUAUUGUCAUCAUUAUCAUUAUUAUUAUUGUUACUAUUGUUGUUGUUAUUAUUAUUAUUAUUAUUAUGAUGAUUAUUAUUAUUGUCAUCAUCAUCAGCAUCAGCAUCAGCAUCAGCAUUACUAUUAGCAUUACUUUUUUUAUUUAUUAUUAUUAUUAUUAUUUUUUCUUAUCAAAAAGAAAGAAAAUGUAUUGUGAGGAAGUGAAGACAAUAGCAUCAGCUGUUAACGACCUGUUCAAAUAAUCUGUCAUUUAGAGAUGUUAGGAUUGAGUCUAGAAUUAAAAGAACAUAUUGUGUGUGUUUUCUGAAUUAUUAUUUUUAGAUUUUUCUUCUUUUUUUUUCACUAUGGAUUGGAGGAAAUUAUUUUAUGUUUAUUAAUAAUGAUGAUAAUAUUGAUAAUCAUGAUGAUGAUAAUAAUAAUAGCAGUCAUUAUUGUUAUUAUUUGUAGUAUUAUUAUUAUUAUUGUCAUUAUCUUUGGUAUAAUUGCCAUUAUUAUUAGUACUAUUAUUUUCAUUAAUGAAUGAAUUAUUUAUAUUAAAGACAUUUUCUCUCACUUUGGCAAGGAGAAUAUUCCAAAAGCCAAGAAUAUUUUUAUGCCAUAAUUUUUUAAAGUAAUUAUUGCCAUAAUUAUUUUAGAACUAAUUGUAUUUUUCAAAUUUUCAACAAGAAGAAAUUUUGGAUUUCCGUUUUUUUUUUUUUUUUAAGAUUACAAUUUAGGCUUGUAUCUGCUGAAGACAAUCCAUGUUAAUAUAAAAGCAGUUCAUUAAAAUCAAUCUUGUGAUGUUCAAGAGAUCUCAGAACUAUCACGCCUAAUUUUGCCUUAAAACAUAAUUUUCUGUAGAGUUGUUAUCCAGUUAAAACCAACAUUUUCAUCAUUAAUCAUAAUUUUCUGUAGAGUACGAUCAGUUAAAACCAAUAUUUCUGUCAUUAAUUUUUUUUUUUUCCUCAUCCAUUUUAUUGAUAUGCGCUCAGGGAGCUCAUCAGAAUGAAUAAAAGCGAUAUAAGAUACUGAA